Ornithorhynchus anatinus (platypus) is the source of this 2243-nucleotide messenger RNA. It is a transcript of the gene SPHK1, whose product is annotated as sphingosine kinase 1. Bases 197 to 1765 code for a protein of 522 amino acids. NCBI's taxonomy places the organism in Eukaryota, Metazoa, Chordata, Mammalia, Monotremata, Ornithorhynchidae. Gene Ontology annotation, biological process: negative regulation of apoptotic process; sphingosine biosynthetic process; cellular response to growth factor stimulus. Gene Ontology annotation, cellular component: intracellular membrane-bounded organelle; membrane; cytoplasm. The record is from RefSeq and is a predicted model, not a curated record. The transcript is spliced from 5 exons.
CCGGAAGGGUCGUGGCCACCGGCGUGGAACCGACGGGCUUGGGUGGGUGUUUUUUGUGAAUGAAGCACGCGGUGAGGUCACGGCAUUGUGAUGCGGCCGGGAGGUCCCCGCCGAGCCGGUGGCCAGAGAGCCCGGCGCCCCUGAGCCCCGCCGCCGGGGCCGGUGCCGCCUCCCCGGUGCCCAUGCCCCCGCCGCCAUGGCCGGCCGGUCCCGAGUGGAGCUGCGCGGGGAAUUCAGCCUGGGCCCGCCCCCGGGCUCCAGCUACGCGCUCACCCUGACGCGCGAAGGAGAGCUGCACAUGGAGCGCUUGGGCGGCCUCGACCCCCCGCUCCCGGCCCCGGCCCCGCUCCUCCUGUCCGACUGCAUCAGCUGCUGCUCGUCCCGCGGCCGGGACGCGGGGGACCCCGCGGGCUACCUGUCCCUCGUCUGCUACCCGACCCGGCGGAGGGCGGGGGGCGGCCCGGCCGCCCGGAGGAGGGAGGCCCCCGUCUUCCGCGUCCUCGUGUCCCCCGACCCGGCCGAGAACCUGCGGGUGGCGGAGCUGUGGGCGCGCCGCAUCCGGCAGCUGGACCCUCGGGGGCCGCCGCACCCCCGGGACCACGGCCCGUCGGGGAUCUUCCUACCGCGGCCGAGCCGGGUGCUGGUCCUGCUGAACCCCCGCGGGGGCACCGGCCGGGCACUCAAGCUCUUCGAGCAACGCGUCCAGCCCAUGCUGGCCGAGGCCGACGUCGCCUUCACGCUGCUGCUGACCGAGCGACCGAACCACGCGCGAGAGCUGGUGCGGGAGGUGGAGCUGGCCCGCUGGGACGCGCUGGUGGUCAUGUCCGGGGACGGACUGAUGCACGAGGUGGUGAACGGGCUGAUGGAGAGGCCGGACUGGGAAACGGCCAUCCGGAAGCCGCUGUGCACGCUCCCCGGAGGCUCCGGCAAUGCCCUGGCGGCGUCCGUGAACCACUACGCGGGGAAUGAGCAGGUGACCAACGAGGAGCUGCUGACCAACUGCACGCACCUGCUGUGCCGGGGCCUGCUGGCGCCCAUGGACCUGCUGUCGUUGCAGACGGCCUCCGGACGCCGCCUCUUCUCGCUGCUCAGCCUCGCGUGGGGCUUCAUCGCCGACGUGGACGUGGAGAGCGAGAAGUACCGGCGGCUGGGCGAGACCCGCUUCACCCUGGGCACGCUGCUGCGCCUGGCCGCUCUGCGCACCUACAAGGGCCGCUUGGCCUACCUGCCCAGGGAGGGCCCGACCCCGCCGGCUCCCGCCUCCAGCGAUCCGUCCCCGCCGGUGUCCGGAUCCGAUGACCCGUCCCCGCCGGCCUCCGGUCCCAAGGACUCCCUGCUGGUGCCCCUGGAGCAGCCGGUGCCAGCACACUGGACCGUGGUGCCCGAGGAGGACUUUGUGCUGGUCCUGGCGCUGCUGCAGUCGCACCUGGGCACAGAGAUGCGCACGGCCCCCAUGGCGCGCGGCGCCGACGGGAUCAUCCACCUCUUCUACGUGCGUGCCGGCAUCUCGCGCGUGUCCCUGCUGCGCCUUUUCCUGGCCAUGGAGCGGGGCGCGCACCUGGACCAAGGCUGCACACACCUGGUGCACGUGCCCGUGUCCGCCUUCCGCCUGGAGCCGCGGGCCGGCCGGGGCAUGCUCACGGUGGACGGGGAGGUGAUGCCCACCGAGGCGGUGCAGGGCCAGGUGCACCCGGGCCUCUGCCGGAUCGUGGGCGGCAUCCCUGAGCCAAGCUUGGGCGGUGGGGCGGCGACCCCGGCUUCCUGAGCCGGGGUGGGAGGGAGGGGCCGCUGCCCGGGAUCCGAGGCGGCCUCCGGCGGGACCUCCGGGCCCCGGGCAGGAGCCGGGCCCCGUCCAGAGCUCCCAGAACAGGACGGGGGCUAGGCCGGGCCCAACCCCUCCCAGCCCAGCCAUCUUCGAUGGCCUCGCCUCGCCAGACCACCUCCCCCUGCAUGGGGCUUGAGGCCCCAGGCAGGAGCACCCCCCUCCCCCCCUCGAGACUUUGGACCAGAGUCAGGCGGGCAGGCCCGUCCGACCGGCAGCCCCGAUCCCCCCCGGGGAUGGGCACCUGGGCCUCUCCCCUCGGAUCGCCUCCCCGGCCUGCCCUCGGCAGCCAUCUGCCCAUCUGCCUCCAGGCAGCAGCCUUCCAGAGCCAAAGACCUGGCAAUGGACCACGGAAGCAGGAGCAACUGCAGUUAGAUACCGGGAAGGACUUCCCCAUUAAAGAUCGCUGGAAGGGGACAAA